AUGCCAGAUUGUAAACGAAAGUUCAGCCUUAACUUUUUGGCAGUACAGUCGACUCUCUCUUAACGGACACCUCUAUAAGACGGACACCUCUGUAAAACGGACACCUCGAGUUGGUCCCUGCCUUUCUUUACUCCCUUUUAAUUGACUCUCUAUAAGACGGACAUCUUUCUAAGACGGACACUUAGUACCGGCCCCAAAGAUGUCCGACUUAGCGAGAGUUGACUGUAUUUUUCAGCGAUUUUUGUCGGGUCAGUCAUAUGUGGCAAGUCAAAAGCGUGAUGAUGAUCCCGAUGAUGAAGAUGGCAACAACGACGAGCUUUAUUUGCAUGACCAUACAAACACAUACAGUAUUGCAAAAGCUAUGUUUAGGAAUCAAAAUUACAACACAGGGCGAUUACGUUACUUUGAUAAUAAUUUGUCACGAACAUCAAAACAGGCUGAAAUAUAUUUUAUGAAUUGUAUAUUGAUAAAAUAAUUAGUAGAGUUCAUCAGUUCAUUGAUCAAACCGUUUAUAGGUAACUGGGUAAUAUUUGGAAUCAGAGUCUUGGCUUUAUAUUAAAAUUCAUUCUUAAUCAUAGAGGAUGUAGGACAUUGAAAAAGAAACUGAAAGUGAUGAUGAUAAUGAUGAAAGGGACAGAGACCACAGCCUGAAUUAUAUAAAACUACCUAUGGACUUAGAUCCACUCCUAAGCAAAUCUCAAGGCUUCCUCACUGAGUUAGUUUCACCCUUCAGUGUCUAG
Porites lobata is the source of this 740-nucleotide messenger RNA. The record is from the annotation of a GenBank genome assembly. NCBI's taxonomy places the organism in Eukaryota, Metazoa, Cnidaria, Anthozoa, Scleractinia, Poritidae.